UCCUUCUUCUACAAUUUACAUCAAUACCUUCAAACUCAAAGUCAGUCACAAAAAAUAUUUUUCUUCACAAAAUCAUGAUAACGGCGAUACAGGAAUUCCUCUCACAAUUCAGAUACUCCGAUAGCUUAAGAGUCGUCGGAAUCUCAAUCUGCACCGCAGUUUUCUGCGAAGCCAUCUCAUGGAUCUUAAUCUACCGCACUAAUUCAUACAAAUCCCUCAAAUCCUCCAUCGACAAAGCUUCAAAGAAGCUCGAGACGAUGAAAACCGAAUCCACGAACAAAAUCAUCACCAAAAAAUCGAAAACCAAGAAAAUCGACCGGGUCGAAACUUCGUUGAAAGAAUCGAGCCGCGAUCUCUCGCUGUUCAAGUUUAAAUCAGGUGCGGUUGUUGCUUUUGUUCUCUUUAUUGUUUUUGGACUGUUGAAUUCGCUUUUUGAAGGUAAAGUGGUUGCGAAACUGCCGUUUAGUCCGAUUGCUAUUGUGAGGAAGAUGAGCCAUAGAGGCUUGCAAGGGGAUGAUGCUACGGAUUGUUCGAUGGCGUUUUUGUAUUUCUUGUGUUCGAUUAGUAUUCGCACCAAUCUUCAGAAGUUUUUAGGGUUUUCGCCUCCUCGUGGUGCUGCUGCUGGUGCUGGAUUGUUUCCUAUUCCGGACCCCAAGACGAAUUGAUUCGGUUUGUUGUUGUUUUUAUUAAUUUUUAUCCGCAUUCUAUACCAACUACUAAGAACUAGCUCAAGUAGGAUCAAAUUGGAAUCAAGUAUGUGGAUAAUAAUUUGAUGACAAAUGCAUCUCUAGAACUUGAGAUUUAGGUUAUUUUUGACAAGUUUUUAUGACAAUGAAAUUCGGUUAAUUUUA
This is a messenger RNA of Mercurialis annua (annual mercury), 851 nucleotides long. RefSeq lists its product as uncharacterized. Gene Ontology annotation, molecular function: calcium channel activity. Lineage: Eukaryota; Viridiplantae; Streptophyta; Magnoliopsida; Malpighiales; Euphorbiaceae. The transcript has a single exon. Gene Ontology annotation, cellular component: cytoplasm; endoplasmic reticulum membrane. The coding region runs from base 75 to 665 and encodes 196 amino acids. Gene Ontology annotation, biological process: endoplasmic reticulum calcium ion homeostasis. The record is from RefSeq and is a predicted model, not a curated record.